AUGGAUGCAAUGGUUUCAGCUCUAACUCAAGUAAUUGGAAGCAGCCACAAUAACUCAGCUCAAGUGCAUGAAAGUCCAUUGACCACAACACAAUCCAGCACAGAAAAUGACCAAACCCAACCGGCUGUUCAAGACCAAGGGAAUGCGAGGAGAAGACAUUAUAGAGGAGUUAGGCAACGACCAUGGGGAAAAUGGGCUGCUGAGAUUCGAGAUCCCAAGAAGGCUGCUCGAGUGUGGCUAGGCACUUUCGACACGGCAGAGGCAGCUGCCCUUGCUUAUGAUGAAGCCGCUCUUAGGUUCAAAGGAAGCAAAGCCAAGCUCAACUUUCCUGAAAGGGUUCAGGCUGGCAGGACUGAAUUAGGUUUCUUUACUAGUAGCCAAGAUUUGCGUACGGUGACUGAACAUGUCCCUUAUCGCGUUAUGGCUCCUCUAGCUCGUCCCCAACGAUCACAAGAUGCCUAUAAUCCAAACCAAUUUCAAUAUCCACAAUUUCUUGGAACUACAGCAGGCUAUGGCGUGAACUAUGCCAUGCCAGCCAUUCCACAUGGUGGAGAAACAUUUCUUUCACCGACUUCAUCCAGUGCAUCUUCUACUUCCCUGCCGAUAUCUUCUCAAGAACAGCAACAUCAACAACAGCAGCAGCAGCAACAAGAGGAACAAUUAAGAUUUUCAAUGCAGUUUGGAAGUUCUUACUCUCGUUAUGAUCCUUCUACAUACAAAUAG
Dovyalis caffra is the source of this 723-nucleotide messenger RNA. NCBI's taxonomy places the organism in Eukaryota, Viridiplantae, Streptophyta, Magnoliopsida, Malpighiales, Salicaceae. The record is from the annotation of a GenBank genome assembly.